Odocoileus virginianus texanus is the source of this 11852-nucleotide messenger RNA. Lineage: Eukaryota; Metazoa; Chordata; Mammalia; Artiodactyla; Cervidae. The record is from RefSeq and is a predicted model, not a curated record.
AGAGCACCUCCCUUCCUGCAGUGCUUCAACAUCCUUCUCUGCAAAAUGGGUUUAUUGCAUAAGGAUAUUUGCCUAGUGCUCACAGAUGAGGAAACAGAGGCAUGGAUGAUUGAGUAGUUUGUUCAGGGUUUUGUAGCUGGUCCAUAGAGACCUCCAGGUGCCCACCUGCAGGCUUGCUGUGAGGAUUACAUGAAACCAAGAUUGUAAAAUUUCUGGCUCAACAAAUGUUCAUUCCUUCCCAUAAGCAGGCCAAUUGGCCUCCCUCCAGCACAGCCCUGCAAGCUCUUAAAAAACUCUGACAUAUCUCGACCAUGAGACCACGGCUGGCCCUUAGCAGGAUUCAAAGCACGAACCCAGCAGCCUCCAACUAGUUCAUGGAGGAGCCUCAAGAGAUACUGGCCAGGCGAGCUCUCCCUUGCAGAGGGAAGAACACAGUGUGAGAGGAGGCAGCUGCCACAGCAGUGGACAUGAAUGCUGGUUUUCAAAGAGAACAGCGUUUUAGUUUUGGUCAUCGCAAGUGGUGCCUUCAACACAGAAGAGCGUGAAUUCCUCUCCGUGACCAUUCACCUCCAACACCAGACGAGAGGGCAGAAGAGUUGGAACGGAGCUGCCCACGGCAUCCAGCGUGGCUUCUCUCGUGCCAGGACCAGGGAUGCCUGGACCAUGCUCACGGCCAUCUCUAGCCGUCCACAGAUCGCAUAGCACACGGGGGACUUGUGGGGGGCCACUUGCCACUGCCAACUGAAACAAUAUGAUGGCGACUCUGACAUCCUUCAUGACGUUUCCACAACAGACAUUCAGGCAGAAAGUGCUGGUGCAUUUUCUGUCUGUGAAGUAGAGGGCCAUGCCUCACCAAUGUGAAUAGCCUGGGCCCUGAUGACCUGACCUGAGUCCACUUGUAGCCAGUGACACUUGGAAAAAAAAUUUUAAAAACUCCCCAAACCACCUUGGGUUUGACUUCCGUAGCUCUUGACCAAUGUUACCCAAGCCAGACGCCUCCUUGGGACGUUUGGAUUAUUCAUAAAUGUGGCCUGCUCUGACCCUCCCUGAAUAGCAUCUGAAGUCCUGUGGAGGUCAUGGAUCCUGAACAAAGUGUCAAGGGCACCAAGAAGGCUGAGGGAAGUCCCCGGAAGCGGCUGACCAAAGGAGAGGCCAUUCAGACCAGUGUCUCAUCCAGCGCCCCGUACCCUGGCAGCAGCACGGCCGCCACUCAAGAGGGCCCCCUCCAAGAGCUACUAGCCCCGCAGCCCUUCCCUGGCCCCUCGUCGGUUCUUAGGGAAGGCUCUCAGGAGAAGACAGGCCAGCCGCAGAAACCCCCCAAGAGGUCCUCCAUCGAAGCCUCGGUCCACAUCUCCCAGCUUCCGCAGCACCCUCUGACACCAGCAUUCAUGUCGCCCGGCAAACCCGAGCAUCUCCUGGAGGGGUCCGCAUGGCAGCUGGUCGACCCCAUGAGACCUGGACCCUCAGGCUCUUUUGUGACCCCUGGGCUCCAUCCUCAAAGCCAGCUCCUCCCUUCGCAUGCUUCCAUCAUUCCUCCCGAGGACCUGCCUGGCGUCCCCAAAGUCUUUGUGCCCCGCCCCUCCCAGGUCUCCUUGAAGCCCACGGAAGAGGCGCACAAGAAGGAGAGGAAACCACAGAAGCCCGGCAAGUACAUAUGCCAGUACUGCAGCCGGCCCUGUGCCAAGCCCAGCGUGCUCCAGAAACACAUCCGCUCACACACAGGCGAGAGGCCCUACCCCUGCGGCCCCUGUGGCUUCUCCUUCAAGACCAAGAGUAACCUCUACAAGCACAGGAAGUCCCACGCCCACCGCAUCAAAGCCGGCCUGGCCUCGGGAAUGGGUGGCGAGAUGUAUCCCCCAGGGUUGGAGAUGGAGAGGAUCCCUGGGGAAGAGUUUGAGGAGCCCACCGAGGGAGAAAGCACCGACUCAGAAGAGGAGACGGGCACCACGUCCACACACCCCACAGAGCUCUCCCCGAGGCCCAAGCACCCACUCCUGUCCAGCAGUUUGUACAGCUCCGGGAGCCAGGGCUCCAGCCACGAACGCUGUUCCUUGUCCCAGUCCAGCUCAGCCCCAUCGCUCGAGGACCCCGCUCCCUUUGCGGAACCCUCAUCUGAACACCCCCUGAGCCAUAAACCUGAAGACACCCACACGAUAAAGCAGAAGCUGGCCCUUCGCUUGAGUGAGAGGAAGAAGGUGAUCGACGAGCAGGCGUUCCUGAGCCCGGGCAGCAAAGGCAGCACCGAAUCUGGGUAUUUCUCACGCUCUGAGAGUGCUGAACAGCAGGUCAGCCCCCCAAACACCAAUGCCAGGUCCUACGCCGAGAUCAUCUUUGGCAAAUGCGGGAGGAUCGGGCAGCGGACUGCCAUGCUGACGGCCACCUCCACCCAGCCCCUCCUGCCCCUGUCCACCGAAGACAAGCCCAGCCUGGUGCCUCUGUCCGUGCCCCGGACGCAGGUGAUUGAGCAUAUCACCAAACUCAUCACCAUCAAUGAGGCCGUGGUGGACACCAGCGAGAUAGACAGUGUGAAGCCCAGGAGGAGCUCGCUGUCGAGGCGGAGCAGCAUGGAGUCACCCAAAUCCAGCCUCUACCGGGAGCCACUGUCCUCCCACAGCGAGAAAGCGAAGCCCGAACAAUCACUGCUGAGCCUCCAGCGCCCACCCAGCACCACCCCCCCUGUGCCUCUGCUGAGAAGCCACUCAAUGCCUUCUGCCACCUGCACCCUCAGUACCCCCCACCACACCUUCCGAGGCAGCUACUCCUUCGACGACCACGUCGCCGACUCGGAAGCCCUGAGCCGCAGCAGUCAACUGUUUACCUCCCACCCCCGGAUGCUCAAGCGCCAGCCGGCCAUCGAACUACCUUUGGGCGGAGAGUACAGUUCUGAGGAGGCAGGGCCCAGCAGCAAAGACACAGCCUCCAAACCUGUAGAUGAACCGGAACCCAGGGAAAGUGACCUCACCAAAAAGACCAAGAAGGGUUUGAAAACGAAAGGGGUGAUCUAUGAAUGUAACAUAUGUGGUGCUCGGUACAAGAAAAGGGACAACUAUGAGGCCCAUAAAAAGUACUACUGCUCAGAGCUUCAGAUGGCAAAGCCAGUCACCGUGGGUGCUCAUGUGUCUCCGGAGGCCGAAAAGAGCCAGGCCGAGCAUGAGCCCUGGUCCCAGAUGAUGCAUUACAAACUGGGGACCACCUUGGAACUCACUCCACUGAGGAAAAGGAGGAAAGAGAAGAGCCUUGGGGAUGAGGAGGAGCCGCCCGGCUUCGAGUCCACAAAGAGUCAGUUCGGCGGCCCUGGGCCUUCAGAGGCUGCUCGGAACCUUCCCUUGGAGUCCAGCAAGUCACCAGCAGAGCCGAGUAAGUCAGUGCCCUCCCUGGAGGGAUCCGCAGGCUUCCAGCCAAGGACUCCUAAGCCAGGGUCCAGUUCAGAAUCAGGGAAGGAGAGGAGAACCACCUCCAAAGAAAUUUCUGUCAUCCAGCACACCAGCUCCUUUGAGAAAUCUGACUCUCUGGAGCAGCCUGGCGGUUUGGAAGGGGAAGACAAGUCUGCGGCCCCCUUCUCAUCACCCCCUCCCGCCCCACAUGGACGCUCGGCCCACUCCCUGCAGCCCAGGUUGGUCCGCCAGCCCAACAUUCAGGUUCCCGAAAUCCUGGUGACCGAGGAGCCUGACCGGCCAGACACAGAGCCGGAGCCGCCCCCGAAGGAGCCGGAGAAGACAGAGGAGUUCCAGUGGCCCCAGCGCAGCCAGACGCUUGCCCAGCUCCCAGCUGAGAAGCUGCCACCCAAGAAGAAGAGACUGCGCCUGGCAGAGAUGGCCCAGUCAUCGGGGGAGUCCAGUUUUGAGUCCUCCGUGCCUCUGUCUCGCAGCCCGAGCCAGGAGAGCAGUGUCUCACUGAGCGGGUCCAGCCGCUCUGCCUCCUUCGAGAGAGAUGACCAUGGAAAAGCUGAAGCUGCCGGGCCCUCGUCAGACACACGCUCCAAACCCUUGGGCACCCACAUGCUGACCGUCCCCAGCCACCACCCGCAUGCCCGUGAGAUGCGGAGGUCAGCCUCAGAACAGAGCCCCAACGUCUCCCACUCCACCCACAUGACCGAGACACGCAGCAAAUCCUUCGACUACGGCAGCUUGUCCUUGACAGGCCCUUCGGCACCAACUCCAGCGGCUCCAGUGGCCUCGGCAGCCCCACCAGAGAGAAGAAAAUGCUUUUUGGUGAGACAGGCUUCUCUGAGCAGGCCUCCUGAAACCGAGCCAGAGGCCACCCCCAAGGGAAGACAGGAGAGUGAGGAAGCGAAACCCUCAUCCAGUAAAUCUUUGGCCAAAGGCGCAUUGCCCCAAGUUUCCUCUGCGGCCACCUCGCACAGCGGGCACCCGGGAGGCAAGAGCCAGGUGCAGGAGAGACCAGCGCUGGGGGCCACUCCGCCCUACACAGAAGCACUGCAGGUGUUCCCCCACCCCAUUGCUCAGCUCCCGUUGCAGGAGAAACCCUACCUGCCCCCGCCUGUCUCCCUUUUCUCCUUCCAGCACCUCCUACAGCAUGAGCCAGGACAGUCUUCAGAGUUCUUCCCCACCCAGGCCAUGUCCAGCCUGCUCUCCACACCAUACUCCAUGCCCCCGCUUCCUCCCUCCUUAUUUCAAGCCCCCCCACUUCCUAUCCAACCUACUGUUCUACACCCAGGCCAACUCCACGUCCCCCAGCUCAUGCCUCACCCAGCCAACAUCCCAUUCCGACAACCCCCUUCAUUUCUCCCCAUGCCUUACCCUGCCUCCUCAGCACUUUCUUCUGGGUUUUUCCUGCCUCUGCAAUCCCAGUUCACCCUUCAGCUUCCCGGUGAAGUGGAAAGCCACGUGCCCCAGAUCAAAACUAGCCUGGCCACACUGGCAACAGGAACCCCUGGCCUCUCCCCCAGCACAGAGUACAGCAGUGACAUCCAGCUGCCCACUGUGGCUCCCCCGUCCAGCUGCUCAGCACCCACAUCAGCUCCUCCGCUGGCCCUGCCUGCCUGUCCAGACACCAUGGUGUCUCUAGUUGUGCCCGUCCGCAUCCAGACCAACAUGCCGUCGUAUGGGAGUGCCAUGUACACCACGCUCUCCCAGAUCCUGGUUACCCAGUCCCAAGGCAGCUCAGCAACUGUGGCUCUUCCCAAGGAGGAGCCGUCACGCAAGGGGACGUCUGUGUGUGGGGCAGAUGUCUACAAGGUCGGGCCCAGACUGGCUGGAGUAAGUGAAGAGCAGAGCAGAGGUUUCCCGACUCCAUUCCUGAGAGUGCCUGUGACAUUACCUGAAAGAAAAGGCACUUCCCUGGCAUCGGAAAGUGUCUUGAGCCUGGAGGGGAGUUCAUCAACAGUGGGAGGAAGCAAACGUGUCCUUUCACCAGCUGGCAGCCUUGAACUUACCAUGGAAACCCAGCAGCAAAAAAGAGUGAAGGAAGAGGAGGCUUCUAAGGCAGAUGAAAAAUUUGAACUUGUGAAACCAUGUAGCGUGGUGCUUAGCAGCACCGAGGAUAGCAAGAGAUCAGAGAAAUCCCACUUGGGCAGCCAGGGCCAGGGCAGGAGGGAACUAGAAACACUCCCCAGCCUGUCCUCAGAUCCAUCUGACCCGAAGGAAAUUCCUCCCCUUCCUCAGCCCUCAUUGCCCCAUGUGACAGCCUCAGGCUCAGAGGCUUUGAAGGAAUAUGCCCAACCAUCUGGUAAACCUCACCGAAGAGGAUUACUCCCAUCAAGUGUGAAGAAAGAAGAUUCCAAGGAACAAGCUGACCUCCCUCCACUGGCACCUCCCAGCUCACAACCUCUGUCAGAAACACCCCCCAGACCAGCCAAGUUGCAAGAAGGUACGGACUCAAAGAAGGUACUGCAGUUCCCCAGCCUCCACACAACCACUAAUGUCAGUUGGUGCUAUUUAAACUACAUUAAGCCAAAUCACAUCCAGCAUGCAGAUAGGAGGUCCUCUGUUUACGCUGGUUGGUGCAUAAGUUUGUACAACCCCAACCUUCCAGGGGUUUCCACUAAAGCUGCUUUGUCCCUCCUGAGGUCUAAGCAGAAGGUGAGCAAAGAGACAUACACCAUGGCCACAGCUCCACAUCCGGAGACAGGAAGGCUUGUGCCAUCCAGCUCCCGCAAGCCCCGCAUGACAGAGGUUCGCCUCCCUUCGCUGGUUUCCCCGGAAGGACAGAAAGAGAUAGCUAGAGUGGAGAAAGAAGAGGAGAAGAGAGGGAAGCCGGAGGAGGAUGCUCCCGCCUCCAAGAGAGGGGAGCCUGCGAGGAUCAAAAUCUUCGAAGGAGGGUACAAAUCAAACGAAGAGUAUGUAUAUGUGCGAGGCCGCGGCCGAGGGAAAUAUGUUUGUGAGGAGUGUGGAAUUCGCUGCAAGAAGCCCAGCAUGCUGAAGAAACACAUCCGCACCCACACUGACGUCCGGCCCUAUGUGUGCAAGCACUGUCACUUUGCUUUUAAAACCAAAGGGAAUCUGACUAAGCAUAUGAAGUCGAAGGCCCACAGCAAAAAGUGCCAAGAGACGGGGGUGCUGGAGGAGCUGGAAGCCGAAGAAGGAACCAGUGAUGACCCAUUCCAGGACUCGGAAGGGCGAGAGGGCGCAGAAGCCGUGGCCGAGCACCAGUUUUCAGACCUGGACGACUCGGACUCGGACUCGGACCUGGACGAAGACGAGGAUGAGGACGAGGAGGAGAGCCAGGACGAGCCAUCAGGCCCGUCCUCGGAGGCGCCCCCGCCUGGCCCGCCAGCCACGCUGCCGGCAGACUCCUCACCUGUUCAGGGCCCUCAGCCCACAGAGGCCACCCGGGGCAGCUCGGUCUCAGAAGCUGAGCGCUCGGCACCCGGCAGCUGCUCCACACCCAGCCAAAGCAUCCUGUGCCUCCCCCGGCUGGCACCAGCCCCCCGGGGCCCCGUGGAGAAGGACACAGGCUUGGCCCUGAGCUCCCAGGCUGUGUCCCCGAGGAGGCCGUGGUCCCCAAGCAAAGAAGCAGGCAGCCACCUACCACUCAUCCCAAAACACUCACUAACCAAAAGCGACUCGUCUCCCCAGCGACAUUCACCGGCCCGAGAGCCACUGGCCUCAGCCCCGAGCCCGCCUGGCCCCCAGACGGGCCCCUUCCCCUGCGGGUCCCCUAGACUCGAGCUGUCUCCUCUUGCCCUCCACCACCUGGGAAGGGAACUGCCUCCUCGAGCACGCCUGCCCCCCGAACGCAAGGGCGCUGCAGACCCAGGCCCCCCCAGACACUCGCCCACCAGAAGAUGGUCUCCAGGCCAGGCCGAGUCACCACCACGGUCAGCGCUGCCAGGGAAGUGGGCCUUGGUGGGGCCGGGCAGCCCCUCGGCAGCCGAGCGUGGCCCAGGCUCAGGGCUGGCCCCCCGGGCUCUCUACCCACCCGCGCCUCUACCUCACAAGCUUCUCGGCAGAAGCCCAGCGGAGACCUGCACCUCCACGUGGAAGGCCGAGUCGCCAAGUCCGUCCUGUUCACCUGCCCCCGCUCCUCUCUUCUCCCGACCCUUCUCGGCCCCCCACGACUUCCACGGCCACAGCCCGGCCCGGACGGAAAACAUCUUCAGCCACCUGCCUCUGCACUCCCAGCGCUUGACCCGCGCCCCGUGCCCCCUGAUUCCCAUCGGCGGGAUCCAGAUGGUGCAGGCCCGGCCGGGGGCCCACCCUGUCCUGCUGCCCGGGCCCCGUGAGGCCUGGAUCAGCGGCUUCUCGGGGGGCGGAAGCGACCUGACCGGGUCCCGGGAGGCCCAGGAGCGAGGCCGCUGGAGCCCCACCGAGAGCUCGUCGGCCUCCGUGUCCCCCGUGGCCAAGGUCUCCAAAUUCACACUCUCCUCGGAGCUGGAGACCAGGGACUACCCCAAGGAGAGGGGGAGGACGAGAGGGGGCCUGAGCAGACCUCCCGACUGGGAGCCCCAUGCGUCCCAAGUGCCCACAGAGCUCGCGCCGAUGCACAGCCCCCGCACCCCACCCGAGGCCUCACCCCGGGCACCCCUGGGCCGCCAGGCAGAGUCCCGGAGCCCCCACCUGGAGUCACCACGGGUGCCGGCCAACUCUGCGGCCUCCACCACCCCGCCGCUGGACCGCAGCAGUUCUGUGGGCUGCCUGGCCGAGACCUCUGCUCGCUUCCCAGCCCGGAGGAGGAACCUCUCUGGGGAACCCAGGACCAGUCAGGGCUCCCCCCAGCCCUUGGGAAGUGGGGGGCCCGGGGCACCUCCACACCAGCCCGAGGACCGGGGGCCCCGGAGCACUUAGCCUCUCCCUGACCGCUUCAGCAUCUGGCUUCUGGUGUUUGGCAACAGACAUUUCCAGCCGACUUCCUCGAAUCAUCUUGCUGUCACGGGCUCCGUGUCCCAUCUGUUGAUCUUUCCAAGCAGCUUCUGCUCAGCGCCCCCGUCUGUCUUAUCUUCCCACCUCGUAUGCAGUUACCUGUGCCUUUUUCUAUGACCUUUUGUUGCUUGAAACAAACAACACACACACAAACAUAAAAAAAAAACCCACGAGGAGACUGAGGCUGUGAAUAUUUAGAUGGGGCCUCACCCUGGGCCACUGCGAUCAGCAGCCAUCCACAAAGCUGGCAAGAGGCAGUCAGUUGCUGAAAGAAAGGGGAUGCACUGAGGGAGAGACAGAGGGGAAAAAAAAAGAAACUUUUAAAAAUAUAUAAGUAAAUGUAAAAGCAAGCACUCCUAUGUACAGAUGUUUAUGGUUCCUAUUUAUUGCUGCUUCAUCCCACCCCAGCUAAGUGGCUUCCCCUGGCUGCUAGCAGAAGGGUCAGCGGCCCAAGGCAGAGGGACAAGGCUGGGAGACUCCAUGGGCAGGCCCAGAAAACUCCAACUUUCUUUUUCCAAAGAAAAAGGUAAAUUUUCCUAGGAAUUCAACACAAACUAUUUGGAGCAAGUAGAAGGUAGUUGCUGGUUGGGUCCCCACGGCUCCCAGACACCCUGGUGGUCUGAAUCGUGAUCCCAUUCUGGCAUCUGACCCGUAGACAAGUCCCUCCACCCCAGCACCUCUACUCCACACCCCGCCCUCAACCUUUGGACUGGGAAAGGAGCCCUGACCACCCAUCUCCCCUUUCCUAAGAACCUGACCUCAGCCUCGCUAUCAGGGCCCCAGCCACUGCUGCGUCUUUGUUCUAGAAACUACCCACAAGGCUGAAGGGACAAGGCCUAACCCCUGGGGGUCAAGAUCCAAGGUGCAUUGCCUUGCCAUUCCCAAGGCCAGGCUUGGGCUUCAUUUCACAUUUGGUCCCUGGGGUACAAAGGGCUCUAUUUCCUCCAUGACUGGGCUUUUCCGGUACUUGGCACUGGAAGUUUCCAAGGACUCAUUUCUGGACCUCUUUGCAGCAGGAUCGGUCCUCCUGUUUCUGUAUCACAUACUGUCAGGCCUCUAAUAUCCCCAGGAAGUUCCCAGAACCAUGACUGGUGGGAACUGCCCAGGCCUCCUAUUGGUUGGCUUAAAUCUCUUUUAAAAAAUAAAAUUAUAUAUGUAUAUAUAUACAUAUACAUAUAUAUAUAUAUAUAUAUAUAUGUAGAAAGAGAAUGGUGUUUGAUAUUUCCCCUAGCCUCCUAUUGUCCAAGGUCAUUUCAGUUCUUCUCCAAAGCAAUCAAGAAUAACUAGUGCCUCAUCCUCAUCCCCAUCUCCUCCUUUAAGAAGCUGCCCUGUAUUUUCUGGGGCAAAAGCCUGCUUUGUAAAAAAAAUAAUAAUAAUAAUAACAUGACUAAAAAUUAAAAUCCCAAGUUGAAAUAUGGAACUUGAACUCUAGCAUGUUUACCCAGCCCUGGGAUAGGUGGGGUUUCCCCAACCUCCAGAAAUUAUUUUAUUUUGUUUCUACCAGGAGGAGAAAGCACAAGGACCGUGGUCAUAGCCCAGCCAGGCUAGGUGCUAAUGCCGUGGAGCAGGGACCUCCUUGGCCCGUCCCCAUUCCUCAGCCAGGCUGUAUGAAUCCUGUGGCCAGAGGGGGCUCCUGGGCUGUUGAAGUUAUUUAGACAGGACACCAUAAGGUGUAGAGAGCUACACCAUGCAGAGGCACCUCUGUGGGCUCCUAUCCUUGGGCAUAAUUCCCUCUUCCACCAUUUCAGGACUUUCCCCUCCUUGGACUCUGCUGCCAGGACAAACUAGCCACAGUCAGCCUCCAGCCAGACCACCUGGUUCAUUUCCCUCUGGCUAAGACAAAAAGGGAACAAUAGGGAAGGGCUUCUUUAGGAGAGGCGAUGGCUGGGCUCCAGGGUGCUGGGGCUAGGGGUUAGCCAGCACUUUCUGGCUGCCUGACCCAGGGUCUGAAGCUCUUGGUCCCCCUAGAAGAAGGCUAACAAGCCCAGCCUUGGCUAUCCUGGCACUGGUGGGGCCUGGCAGAAAGCUGGAAGGAGCCCUGGGCCCCAGUCACAGCGUAAGCCAGAGGCUGGGUUUUUCCUCACCUUUGCUUUCCAACCUCACCCCAGGGCAGAGGUGAGGGGCAUGGGAAGGUGGCUGCCUAAGGACUAGAGACUUCAAGGGCUGAGGCCUGGGAGCUGGAUAAAGGGCAGUGCUUCAGCCCAUGCUUGAAAUCUUCCUGGGCAAGAUCUUCCAGCUCCAGACCUACAGAGCAGCAAACAGGGGGCUCUGCUAGAGUAGCCCCUGACCUUGGGGGUAGCCAGGCCCCUCCUCCAAGCCCUGCCCCACAGCUCUCCCCUGACAUCAUUUCUUGGGUACUCAAGACAGCCCAACUACUAAGGUUUCCUUCCUGGAGCCCUAGUCAAGGCCGGUGGUGGCCAGCAGGGGAGAGUCAGGUAUAGGCAGAGGGGAUGGGGGCCAGGAGUCACCAGAGACCCAUUUCUCAAUGACAGACACAAUGUCCAAGCAAUCUGGCCAAAAGGUUUUUGCCCUACACAGGCACCCAGAGAAAUGGAAUUGAUGCCACCCGCCUGGGCUAUGUGUCCCUGGGCCUGGCUCUCACCCCCUCUGCCACACUCCACUCCUGGUCCCCCAAACACAGAGCUCCCAGCCCGCACGCACACCUGCAUGAUAAGGGAAAGACUCUCAUGUCACACCCUCCUCUCCUCCUGCCCUGCUCCCAACCACUUGCACCUUCCCAGCUUGCCUGUGACACUGUUGUCCCUGUUAAGGGACACAGUGGAGAAAGCAGUGCUAAUUAUUGGCAUAGACACCUGUCUCUUGUUCUGCUGAAAUGUCCAGGACAGUCAUUCCUGGGUACAGGCCGGCUCUGGUCCUCGGGUGUCGGCAGGCUUGGGGGCCAGAAACCAACUUGCUGGGGUUUCCGAGCCAGCCCUUGUCAUGGGGAUUCCAAGCCAGCCGGCCCCCAGGUCUACCCUCCAGGAUGCCCUUCACCCUCCGGACAAGCUCAGGGUCAUUCUGGGAACUAACCUGUUCCUCUCCAAGGCACCUUUUACAAGCCAACUCCCCCUGCCCCACCACCCCUCAAGCCCCCGACCACUAAGACCCUCCAGGAAGCCAACAGCAGCGAACUGCCCACUCUCCCAUCUCCAUCACCUCCAACUUCCAGACCCAGCAGUCCCUCCACCUCUCUCUGUGUUAACAGGUCUGAAAGAUUUAAUUUCUGGAUCCCUGUAGCCCCUGCUCCAUCCUCACCCAACACUUUUGAAUAAGAAUAAGCAAGAUAACUGAGCUGAAUUGCUUUCUAGUCCCUUCUCCAGACAAAACCUCUUCAAAGUAAAAGUCCUGUCUGGGCAGCCGUCCUUGGAGACAGAUCUGCAGCACUGGCCAAGGGGAGAAAUUUCCCAAAGACCUGUUCCACCAAUUCUGCUCCUGAGUCGCAAAUCCUGUCUGCUUUCCAUCAGAAAACCGCUUCGGCACUUAUGAUCACUUUACUAAGCCUAGUGUUUAAAAAGGAAGAGAAAAGAAACA